Messenger RNA from Nematolebias whitei (Rio pearlfish), 756 nucleotides. RefSeq names its product RAB34, member RAS oncogene family b (gene rab34b). NCBI's taxonomy places the organism in Eukaryota, Metazoa, Chordata, Actinopteri, Cyprinodontiformes, Rivulidae. Gene Ontology annotation, molecular function: GTPase activity; GTP binding. Gene Ontology annotation, biological process: phagosome-lysosome fusion; endocytosis. The record is from RefSeq and is a predicted model, not a curated record. The transcript has 10 exons. The coding region runs from base 1 to 756 and encodes 251 amino acids.
AUGUUGCCUCCAGUGAAGAAGGACCGGGUCAUCACUCACCUCCCAAAGUGUUUUAGCCCGAAUGCAGCUCUGCACACCAAAGAAGGCUUCCACCCACAGGUGAAGGCAGCGUGUCAGGUUCAGAAGACAGACAGCUUUAACGUUGCCAAGGUCAUUGUUGUUGGAGACGUUUCAGUUGGGAAAACUUGUUUGAUCAGCAGGUUCUGUAAGGAUGCGUUUGAUCGAAGUUACAAAGCCACCAUUGGGGUGGAUUUUGAGAUGGAACGCUUCGAGGUGCUUGGUGUUCCCUUCAGUUUACAGCUGUGGGACACAGCAGGUCAGGAGAGAUUCAGGUGCAUUGCUUCAACAUAUUACAGAGGAGCACAAGCCAUCAUCGUGGUGUUUGACUUGAGUAGUGUCAGCUCAUUAGCACACGCCAGGCUGUGGCUGGAGGAUGCCAUGAAGGAAAAUGAUCCGUCCAGUGUUUUGCUUUUCCUCGUUGGGACCAAGAAGGACCUCAGCUCUCCUGAACUGUUGGCUCAGACCGAACAGGAAGCCAUCAGACUCUCUGAGGAAAUCAGAGCAGAGUACUGGGCCGUGUCCGCAAAGUCAGGAGACGGAGUCCGGGACUUCUUCUUACGCGUUGCAUCUUUGGCUUUUGAGGCGAACGUUCUGGCUGAGCUGGAGCUGAGUGAGUCGAGGCACGUCAAAGACAUAAUCAGGAUCACAGACAACACAGGAGAUGCCAAACCAAAGAGAAAGUCCAACUGUUGCUGA